Messenger RNA from Kockovaella imperatae, 1065 nucleotides. RefSeq names its product Phosphotyrosyl phosphatase activator. The transcript has 6 exons. Gene Ontology annotation, cellular component: cytoplasm; protein phosphatase type 2A complex; nucleus. Gene Ontology annotation, biological process: mitotic spindle organization. Lineage: Eukaryota; Fungi; Basidiomycota; Tremellomycetes; Tremellales; Cuniculitremaceae. Gene Ontology annotation, molecular function: peptidyl-prolyl cis-trans isomerase activity; protein tyrosine phosphatase activator activity. The record is from RefSeq and is a predicted model, not a curated record. Bases 1 to 1065 code for a protein of 354 amino acids.
AUGCAAUCUGAUCAGCCAGAAGCAUCAUCAUCGAGGCUCAUGACUACGAAUGCGAUGCCAAGCGCUCCCGCUCGAGUUCUGACCUCGGACGCCGCAGUGGAUGUAUGGCCAGCGACCAACGCAUUCAGGUCAUUCUGGGAGUGGACAAAGCAGCGAUGCGACAGAAUCAAGGGGAAGGAGAUUCUACAUGGGUCAGACAGCACAUCCGAGGCCAUCACAGCUCUGAUGGAUCUUUUGGUGCAAAUGAUAGAUUGGAUCGACGAAGUCCCUCUGCAGCCAUUAUCCAGUCAACGUUUCGGUAAUCUAGCAUUCAGAGACUAUAUAAAGCUAGUCGAUUCACGGCUGCCUUUGAUCGUGAAAUCCUUCCCAAAUAUUCCAGUAUACCUUCCAGACCAAAUCCUCCCUCUACUCAUCCAGUCCACACCCUUUGGCCAACCGACCAGGUUAGACUAUGGAACAGGUCACGAGCUCGCGUUCGUACUUGUCCUGUGGUCUUGCGUCGCUUCCGGGUGGAUAAAGUCGGAGGAAGAGGAAGACGAAUUGAUCUUAAGGGUGUUUCCAAAGUACCUGGAACUUGUGACGCUUCUCCAAAAGAAGUACAGGCUCGAGCCAGCUGGUUCGCACGGAGUCUGGGGUCUCGAUGAUUACUCUUUCUUCCCAUACCUAUUUGGAUCAGCCCAAUUACUUGAUUCAUCCACGACACCAGCGCAAGCCCUGAGCAAUGCGCUAAAUCCCCGCUCUCCCAUGACCGACAUGUACACACUCUCCCUGCAUCGCGUGACCUUAUUCAAACGAGGCGCUUCAUUCUCCGAGCAUUCCCCUAUGUUACACCAGUUGUCAACGUUCCCAGACUGGAAGAAACCGCAUGGAGGUCUACGCAAAAUGUUUCUAGGAGAAGUGAUCGGCAAACGAGUCGUCAUACAGAGCAUAUGGAUAGGAGGCUUAUGCGGGGGUGAUGAAGUUGAGCAGAGACUGGAAUCGCAAGGGAUCAAAGUCACCGGCUUGAAAGAUGUAGCGUCUCAAGACAGUCCCAUCACCGUUACCAAAGCUCCUUGGGCUCCAUAG